AUGUUUGUUAAGUUAAUUUUUAUUUCCAUUUUCUGCAUUUUGGGUGUCGUAAGUAGACCAAAUGGUGCACCACUAACUGCUUGUGAAACUAUGACACCAAUUCAUCCUGGAUUCCAAGAACAAACGAGUGUCCUUCCUGUAACCUUUGGAAUCGACGAACCAAUAGUGUCUGGUCAAUCAACAAUUAUCAGGAUUUUUGGCACUGACUUACUGCAAUCAUUCGGAGGAUUUCAAGUUCAGGCUCGGACAGAAAACGAUAGUUUAAUUGGAACAUUUCUCGAAAAUGAACUUGUUGGCUUAACAGCUUGUAGAAAUAUUUCAGGAUCAAGUGCAACACAUCGAAAUACAACCCAAAAAACAGCUGUUAAAAUAAUUUGGGUAGCACCAGUUGUUACAGAACCACUUACAUUUAAUUUUCACGUGACGAUUGCUGGAAGUUUUCAAAUAUUUUGGGCUAAUCGCAGAUCAUUGCUUUUCGCUGUUUUACCAAAUGACAUGAUAUCGACAACAACUGAAGGUCCCACAAAAGGAACAACAGAAGGACCAACUACUCCUAAACCAAGUGAUGAAUGUAAUUGCAACUGCAACUGCAAUUGUAACUGUAAUAAUCCUUAUUGUCCAGCACAAAUUUAA
Molecule: messenger RNA, 633 nt
Organism: Chironomus riparius
Lineage: Eukaryota; Metazoa; Arthropoda; Insecta; Diptera; Chironomidae
Source: the annotation of a GenBank genome assembly